AGCAAUAGCGUUUGGCUAUUCAAGAAGCUUUUGAGCUAACAGUUUAAGGGAACAUCAGUUUUCCUUUCAGCGCUAAACGAGACACUUCGUUCAUCGGUGUCGUUGAGGAGUGUGCUUCGAGUGUGCUUAAUUCCGGAAAGGUACAACACUUCGACCCCAAGUCUUUAGUCAAAUAACAGCGUUUGCGUCUUGAGAUUACCGCUAAAAAGCAGCUAGGUAACAGGCCGAUGCUAACGUUACUCAGUUAGCAACUGUUCGCUAACACCAAGCAAUUAGCAUGUUUAACGUCCUACUUAAAAAAAAAAACUUAUUGACUUAACAUAAAGUAUUUGGUUAUAUAUGAGAUUUGUUCUCUAUCGUUUAACGUUAAAUUAAAACGGGGGUUCUUUAUCAGUGUGCAGUCAUGGCUGCGGAUUGGCUGGGUAGUUUGGUCUCAAUUAACUGUGGACCAACACUGGGAGUCUAUCAAGGAGAAGUGGUAUCUGUGGACCAGUCCAGCCAAACCAUCUCCUUAAGACAACCUUUCCAUAAUGGAGUCAAGUGCCCUGUUCCCGAGGUCACAUUCAGUGCCAUUGACAUAAAGGAACUAAAGAUUUUAGAUAUUAGAAAUGGCAAUGCUAGGAACAGCUCUUCUGCAUCUACAAAGGUGAGUAGUGCUCCAGUUGCAGUCCCAAAGGGUGACCCCAGGCCUGUGGAGAAACUAAACUCUCCUCAGCACUGCUCUAAAAGCUAUGGAGACCGUCAUCUGGAUGUACCCGGCCAGCCAAAAGGAUUCCGGCGAAGACACAACUCCUGGUCAUCUAGUAGUCGAGGGGCUAACCAAGUGACACCAAAAAAGAAUGGGGUGAAGAAUGGUCAGAUGAAGCACAGAGACGAUGAAUGUUUUGGAGAUGGCAUGGAUGACGGGCUGGAUACAGACUUUGAUUUUGAAGGAAACUUGGCCCUUUUUGACAAAGCGGCAGUUUUCUCAGAAAUCGACAUAUCGGAGCGCCGUAACGGUGCAAGGUCACGUGGGACACCUCAAGAGCAGACGCCUUCACGGUACCGCCAUGAUGAAAACAUCCUGGAGGCCAAACCUAUUGUGUACAGACAGAUUACUGUACCGCAGCCAGGGGCCAAAGAGUACUGCACUGACUCUGGACUUGUUGUACCCAGUAUAUCGUAUGAAUUACACAAGCGUCUGUUAUCAGUCGCUGAGCGUCAUGGUCUCUCACAGGAGCGAAGACUAGAGAUGACUGGAGUGUGUGCCAGUCAGAUGGCACUUACUUUGCUGGGUGGGCCCAACAGAUUCACUCCAAAAAAUUUACACCAACGUCCCACAGUGGCUCUUCUGUGUGGCCCCCAUGUUCAGGGAGCUCAGGGCAUCAGCUGUGGCCGUCAUCUGGCCAACCAUGAAGUGGAGGUCAUCCUGUUUCUGCCCAAUUUUGUCAAGAUGCUCGACUCAGUCACCAGUGAGCUCACACUCUUCAACAAGACUGGUGGCACACAGGUGUCAAGUAUCAAAGACCUUCCAGACACCCCAGUGGAUCUAAUCAUUAACUGUCUGGACUGCCACGAGAACACAUUCCUGAUGGAUCAGCCCUGGUACCGAGCAGCCGCAGACUGGGCUAACCAGAACCGAGCGCCAGUGCUCAGCUUAGACCCCCCUGGUAGCGGACAGGGGCAGGCAGUGGAGGCCAAGUGGUCCCUCUCUCUUUGCCUCCCCCUUCCCCUAACUGAAGGGGCUGGCAGGGUUUACCUGUGUGACAUAGGUAUCCCUCGCCAGGUGUUCCAGGAAGUGGGGAUCAAAUAUCAUUCUCCUUUCGGCUGCAAAUUUGUCAUUCCCCUGCACUCUGCAUAAUGGGACUAAUGGCCAACAUGACAGAUUGAGUCUUUCACCCUCCAUGACCAUCUGGGUUUUGGCGCCUUACUGUUUAUUCCAGAACUUCAGCUGUUUUUCAGUUCAUCCGUUUCUAAGUUUCUAACCAUCGACAUGUGAACAGGACUUUUCCCUUAUGCUGAAGGACUCUGUUUGGUACAUUAGUUCUUCCAGGACGAAGUGCAUAUGGGUAGCAUAGGAAAGAGCUUCAUUGAAAAAGUAAAGGUGUUGACCAUCAGAGGCUCCGGCAGUUAUGUAGAUACUGUUUUAUUCAUGUGAUAUUACAAGGUAUGUGGAAGAUACGUUUUUCAAAAGUACAGCUGAAUUGUCAAAAAUAAUACCACAUAUUAUUCAGUUUUGAAUUGAAUAGGACAAUCUGUGACUAAAAAUGGAUCGUUUCCCAGUGUCACUGUAACCUAACCUCAUUCCAAAGCCAUCUGGUGAAUAAACAGAGUUCCACCUCACAUGCACGUGCUAUGUUAUUAUGUACGUUAAUCUGGGUGAGACACCAGAAAUCAAACACUGCAUAUUGAUGUUACCAUUGCCAAUGGCUUUGUUCAUAGCCUGCCGUGCUCUGCAGCACUGAGUUACUGUUGUCUAAUAUUUUAUUAGGACAGAAAUUACAUCUAAUAAAAUGUGGACAGUUAGUCAUUUAUGUGAGUAAUGCUGUGUUUUCAAAUGCAACCAGUAUUGAAAAGGGCAGCUACUGGAGAGAAUCCAGAUAUCAGCAGUUUUCUGUGUCCAUGUUAAAUGGGGCUGUGAUGUUUAGGGCUUCGAUAAGAUGACACGCCAUGCAAAACCUCUAGCAAUCUUGCCUUUUGUAGAAAAAAAAAGGUUUGCUAACAAAAUAUUUGUGUACAAUAGAGAGCUGAAGUCAUGACGUCACGUCCACGUUGGCCUCUGUUCCACUAACUAUUAGCUUCUCUUACUGUGAUGUUAACAAAGUGUAACAAAGAAUACUUUCAGGGUUGGUGCAAAGUCUUGAAAGUUUGCAAAAUGUUCGCUUUUUCAAGGAAUAUGCUCCUUGAAAAAAAUGUUGAUUUUCAACUUAAUUUUUCAUCUACAGUCACUCAUGUAAACCAAAAAUGUAAAAUGAAACAAUCCCGUCAUCAUAGUGUGGAAAUCUUAGGUUUCGGCACUACUGAAUCCAGUACUUUCAUUGGAAAAACUUCAGAAACUGAAGUGCAGGUACUUAUACGUUUAUAACUUAAUUUCAUAUAUAUCCACAAAUGCUUAUGGGAAAUGGUGUUUGUUAUAAAUGUCGCUAAAAACAUGAAUAUUGACUAAACAAUGAUAUUAGAUUGUUUUCCUUCCACAAGAUGCUGUUGAGGAAGGCCCACUUCCAGGUGGGAUUUUUGGAUAUUAGCAUUGUUACAAAUGUCAGUUAGAUUUUGAAUGGGGUUUUCUUACUCCUUGAGCAGGAACUGGAAGUUCUGGUUUCACUAUGUCUCUGUGUUAUUUCGUUUAAAGGACCAUACCAGAGUGUUUACAAGUUUAUACAAAUCAUGUAUGUUUAACAUUUCUGCUGCUCUGUUGUAAAUGCAGACCACAGUUUCAAAUGUUUUGAUAUAAAACCUUGUUUCUGGAAAAAGUGGGGAUGCUGAGUAGAACAUAAAUAAAAAUGUGAUACAAUCAUUUGCAAACAAACUGUUUUAUGAAGUGUUCCUGAGCCUGUGUAUUAAUAGCCUUUAUACAAUCAGCCUCACACACACUUUUGGAGAAUUUUGUUGCUCCUGAUCCAACUUGUUUGAAAUGUGUUGCUGACAUCAGAAUAAGCAGAUAUUUACAAAAAUCAACGAAGUUGGUGAGGUAAUACAUUAAAUAUAUUGUCUUUGUUCUGUUUUUAAUUGAGUGUAUCUCAAGAAGGAUUCAUAAGUGAUCACAUUCUGUUUUAUUUAUGCUUUAUUCAGUGUCCCAACCUCUUUGGAAUCAGGGUUGUAAUUUUCUUUUGGUUUCUUACAGUUUAAACAUCAUUAUCAGACUCUCAGAAGUCUUACAUCACGUAAUCCAUCACACAUCAAGCCUGUGGCAGCUUUAGUCAAUGUCAUGCUAUUGUGUGGUUCUGUAGUUUAAUCACAGACUUCAUAAGUCUGCGCAGCUUUACGUUGUCAGAAACUAAUGCAAACUUGGUGUGGUGGACUGAAGUUUCAGGAAUGCCAGAGUGGAUUUUUAUGUUAUAUGGAAAUGAACAGGAGUCAGUGAAUGCCUGGAAGAUAAAAUACAUUCAUUUUUAGUACAGCAGCAUGGUUUGCAGAUUUUUAGUGGUGGUAUAAAAUGUAAAUGAUUUGUAAUAAAUGAGCUACAAAUGGUUGGUAUGGUCCUUUAAGUUUCUAUGACUGAAGUUGAAGCUUGCAGGUCGAAUGUUGGCAGUUUUUUGGUUAAAGUUGUGAUCAAAAGUUAAAACAGUCUUUAUCUGUAGGAUUCAAAUGCACUUUGGGUUGAAUUGUCUUGCUGUAAACACACAGUGAUCAAGAUGCAAUACUCUGCACACUGUACCCUUUGUGAUGAGAAAGUGUUGAUCAGCCUGUGUAUGUGCUCAGCUGUUUGUGUUGUUUACCACGAAGCUGAAGUAUUACUGUAGUAAGAAAUCUAGCUGAUGAACGAUGCUUGUUUUGUGCUCCUUGAGGCCUUGGCAGGACAGUCAUAGGAAUCUUCUGGCAGAUUUGUUUGACAGUGAAAGUCAAACACUUUGCUUGUUCUUUACUGGACAUGCAUGCCGUGCACAUCAGCAUGUCCCGAAAUCUUGUGUCACUGAGGUCAGUGCAGUCUCGAAAAGCAGGAUUAAAGAUACUUGCACACUAUA
Messenger RNA from Chelmon rostratus (copperband butterflyfish), 4661 nucleotides. It is a transcript of the gene edc3, whose product is annotated as enhancer of mRNA decapping 3 homolog (S. cerevisiae). Gene Ontology annotation, molecular function: mRNA binding. Gene Ontology annotation, cellular component: P-body. The record is from RefSeq and is a predicted model, not a curated record. The coding region runs from base 404 to 1840 and encodes 478 amino acids. The transcript has 6 exons. Gene Ontology annotation, biological process: P-body assembly; deadenylation-independent decapping of nuclear-transcribed mRNA. Lineage: Eukaryota; Metazoa; Chordata; Actinopteri; Chaetodontiformes; Chaetodontidae.